Molecule: messenger RNA, 10790 nt
Organism: Bubalus bubalis (water buffalo)
Lineage: Eukaryota; Metazoa; Chordata; Mammalia; Artiodactyla; Bovidae
Gene: SESTD1
Product: SEC14 and spectrin domain containing 1
Exons: 18
Coding region: 875-2965 (696 amino acids)
Source: RefSeq, a predicted model, not a curated record
CAUUCCUAGUGGUCCUUUGGAAUAGAAGCAGAAACAGUUGACAAGGCUUGACCUAAAGGGUGGCAAAGAGGCUAAAGUCAUGGAGACAGAUUAUCAGUCACAGAAGUAAGAGGAAAUAUUAAUCCUUGGGACUUUCAAUCAGAGAACUUUAGUAGAGAGAUUUAGUUGCCUAGUUGUUGGAAUGGUACUUUUUUUUUUUCCCCAGUGGAAUUAGGUGAUACUGAAGUGAGUGGCACAGUGAGUAAUAAGUAAGGCCUGAGAUUGGGACCACAUGGCUGCCCUGAGCUUGUAUUAGCUGAUGACUCUCUUGAACUGAAUUCAGGAAAUGACAUAAAAACAAUUUGCGCAAGAAAACUGGAAGAACAAGGACUCUGAAGUCAUUACAUUUGGAGAAAAAUAACUAGGGGUGGUGAAGAUGGGCAAGUAGCCAUUGUCAGAGGGCCAUUUGUGGAUAAAUUCUGGACUGCCCAAAGGAAAGCUCCCCAAAGAAAACCAAAUGCCCUGAAUCCAGCCCUUUCUCACUACAACCCAUUCCCUCCAACUGCCUUACCCUUCAGCUACAUCACACGCCUCUGUGUGGGAGAGUCGUCUCCUGGCAGUGGGUACUUGGAACUAAAGGAAUCCCAACAAACCUAGGAUGACAGUGUCAGAAUUUUGAAAAUCUUGGAUACCAUAUUCAUAUUUCCGUAUGAGGGCAGAGACAACAAAUGACUUGCGAGGCGUCAAGUGGUCGUGGGGGUGUCCUUCCUUAAGCCCAGGCUUCCCGACUCUAGGCCCAGUCCUCCUUCCACCACCCCGCGGUGCCUGUGGGCUUGGGAGGCGGGAGCUCCGCGCCUGAGAGGAAAAUUUAUUGGAGGAAGUUUACUGGAGUAAAAUGGAGGCCUCAGUGAUAUUACCCAUUCUGAAGAAAAAACUAGCUUUCCUUUCAGGAGGAAAGGACAGACGAAGUGGCCUCAUUCUGACAAUUCCAUUAUGCCUAGAACAGACAAAUAUGGAUGAGCUGAGUGUCACCUUAGACUACCUACUCAGCAUUCCAAGUGAGAAGUGUAAGGCUAGAGGAUUUACCGUGAUUGUGGAUGGCAGAAAAUCCCAGUGGAAUGUGGUGAAAACAGUAGUCUUAAUGCUACAGAAUGUUGUUCCAGCUGAAGUGUCCCUUGUUUGUGUAGUGAAGCCAGAUGAAUUCUGGGAUAAGAAAGUAACACAUUUUUGUUUUUGGAAAGAAAAGGAUAGACUUGGCUUUGAGGUUAUUUUAGUAUCUGCCAAUAAAUUGACUCGUUAUAUAGAGCCAUGCCAGUUAACGGAAGAUUUUGGUGGGAGCCUCACCUAUGAUCACAUGGACUGGUUAAAUAAGAGGCUGGUUUUUGAGAAGUUUACAAAGGAAUCUACAUCAUUAUUAGAUGAACUUGCAUUGAUUAACAAUGGAAGUGAUAAAGGAAAUCAGCAAGAGAAAGAAAGGUCUGUGGAUUUAAACUUUCUUCCAUCAGUUGAUCCUGAAACUGUUCUUCAGACAGGGCAUGAAUUGUUAUCCGAAUUACAGCAGCGUCGAUUUAAUGGCUCAGAUGGAGGGGUCUCAUGGUCUCCUAUGGAUGAUGAACUGCUUGCACAGCCACAGGUUAUGAAAUUAUUAGAUUCACUGCGAGAGCAGUAUACCCGCUACCAGGAAGUUUGUAGGCAACGAAGUAAGCGUACACAGUUAGAAGAGAUUCAGCAGAAGGUGAUGCAGGUUGUGAAUUGGCUUGAAGGGCCUGGAUCAGAGCAGCUGAGAGCCCAGUGGGGAAUUGGAGACUCCAUCCGGGCUUCCCAAGCCCUACAGCAGAAGCACGAAGAGAUCGAGAGCCAGCACAGUGAAUGGUUUGCAGUUUAUGUGGAACUGAAUCAGCAAAUUGCAGCCCUCUUAAAUGCUGGGGAUGAGGAAGAUCUUGUGGAACUGAAGUCGCUCCAGCAACAACUUAGUGAUGUUUGUUAUCGACAGGCCAGUCAGCUGGAAUUUAGGCAGAAUCUGCUACAAGCAGCUCUUGAAUUUCAUGGUGUUGCCCAAGAUUUGUCUCAGCAGUUGGAUGGCUUAUUAGGGAUGUUGUGCGUAGAUGUAGCACCAGCUGAUGGAGCAUCGAUUCAGCAAACUUUAAAACUGCUUGAAGAGAAGCUGAAAAGUGUUGAUGUAGGAUUGCAAGGUUUGCGUGAAAAAGGUCAAGGUCUUCUGGAUCAGAUCUCCAAUCAGGCAUCCUGGGCCUAUGGAAAGGAUGUAACCAUUGAGAAUAAGGAAAAUGUGGACCACAUACAAGGAGUGAUGGAAGAUAUGCAGCUUAGAAAACAAAGAUGUGAAGACAUGGUAGAUGUGCGAAGAUUAAAGAUGCUUCAGAUGGUACAGUUGUUUAAAUGUGAAGAAGAUGCUGCCCAGGCAGUAGAAUGGCUCAGUGAACUUCUGGAUGCUCUUCUUAAGACACACACCAGAUUGGGGGAUGACGCUCAGGAAACGAAAGUUCUGCUGGAGAAGCAUAGAAAAUUUGUUGAUGUUGCACAGAGCACUUACGACUACGGCAGACAGCUGCUGCAGGCCACAGUGGUGCUGUGCCAGUCUUUGCGCUGCACCUCUCGGUCAUCUGGGGAUACGCUUCCUCGGCUGAACAGAGUGUGGAAGCAGUUCACAAUCGCAUCUGAAGAGAGGGUGCAUAGGCUGGAGAUGGCUAUUGCCUUUCACUCAAAUGCUGAAAAGAUUUUACAAGACUGUCCAGAAGAGCCUGAAGCUAUUAAUGAUGAGGAGCAGUUUGAUGAAGUUGAAGCAGUUGGGAAAUCACUUUUAGAUAGACUAACUGUUCCUGUAGUUUAUCCUGAUGGAACUGAACAAUAUUUUGGGAGCCCAAGUGACAUGGCUUCUACUGCAGAACACAUCAGAGACAGGAUGAAACUAGUUAGUCUCAAAAGGCAGCAGCUGAGACAUCCAGAAAUGAUGACUACAGAGAGCUAAUAGCUGCCUUCUUCCCAGAGACCUGCUGUUCAUAGUCCCGCAUGUCGUCAGCAUACGCCAGCAUUAGCUACAAUACGUUAAGAUGCGUUUCACAGCCAGGAUAAGCCUCAUUUCUUUCCAUUACACAUUUCUCUCCACAUGUUAACACCUUGUCAUUACCAAGGCAGAAUUGUUUAACAUGCUUUGAGAUCAUAGACUCCAAGUAUCGUAAAAGAAGGAACUGUAAACAUUGCACUGAAAACUUGCUUUAAAGCUUUACCUGACCUGUCAGUUUGUAGAUGAACAACUGAUAAUAAGCUUUGAAUGGUGCUAAUAAGAGUUUAGAAUUCUCUCUAUAAAAAAAUGGUUGCCCUUCCUCCCCAGGUGAUGUAGUAAAUUUAGACUAUAGCUCAACUGUUAUCAGUAGACAGUGAUGUCCUCAAAAUUUUGCUUUGUAAUUCUCCUUCAAAUUUGAUUAUUUUUAUUGUGUCAGUAUGAAGAAAAACCUUCAGAUUUUUGAUAUAUCAUAUUCAUUAAAAGACAUUUUCCUAUUUGUAUUGAUAAUGUAUUAAAAGUUGUUUGUGCUUAAUAAAAGGCUUCUUUUAAACACCUUAUUUAAUUUGGUGAUUAUAUCCUGUUUCCAAACAUGAGUGCCUUAAUUAAAAGGGCAUUCUUAGGCUUGUGAGGAUGGUUUAAUAUUUGUUUUUUCAUGUUGGUUGCAUGUAUUUUAGCCAGGAAAUUCAUAUGUAAGCAUGUAUAUAUAAUAAAUAAGCAUGUUUUAUCAAAAAAAAUUAUUGUGAAGAAAAGUUUAGAUGUUAGUGGAACACUCAUUUUUCUCUUCUUCAACUUGAAAAAUGUUAUCCAAAUUACUGUUCUGAAAAUAUUUUGUCUUUGGGAGAGGAGGGCUGGGAAAGGCAUACAUAGUUACUUAAAUGUCAUCCUCUAUAUCAGAGUAAUCUUUCAGGAGCUAAAAUAGCAAUUGUUAAUAACAUUUAAUUUGUCAUGAUAGACUAGAUGCAAGAUUCUGGUGUAGUAUAAUAACAAAAAUUGUACACAUCUUUUAGAAAUUAAAUAUAUAAAAUGUUAAUGCUUUUAAGUUUAUAUUGUUUAAAUGGUAAAAUACAUAUAAUUUUGUGUUCAUCUUUGUUUCAGAAAAUGUUUUUGAGAAAGAUUAAAGCAAUUUUAUAGUCUGUGAUCAAUACAAAAUUAUGCAAAGUAUGCUCUUUUCUUUACAUUGUCUACUGAAAUGUCCAUGUAUCAUACUUCCAGUGGAAAAAGCUCCUUCUGAGCCUGCUGGUUUUUGCAGCCUUCUUCACUGCCGGACUUCUUGCAGAAACCCAUAUCCACUGCCCCUGCAUCCUCAGCACUCACUGCUCAGCGCCUUGCAGUCUGGCUUUCCAGAGCCCUGCAGUGUAGUGGUUUGCAGUGGGCUCCAGUUACUGAAUGAUUUUUUUUUUUUUCCACUUUGCAUUCCUCUCUCCUUCUCUGCCUCUGCAGCAUUCCUACCAUGGAGCAGCCUCUCCUAUGGUGUUUCCUCCCUUGACGAUGUUAUCUUCUGUUGUAACUCAGCGUAGUCACAUAACUGUUAUUUAAAAUGCAUCUACUAAAAUGUGCUCUCUCAGAUUCUGUCUUCGGAAUGAUUCUGGAUGUAUCCUGUCCUUAGGGUAUCUUAUUUUAUCCCAGUGUCCUGUGUUAUGUAUCUGGUCCGAACGUCUCAACCUGUACUUUCAGCUACCUACUUGACAUUUUUAGCUUAGGUGAAGUUAUUUAUCAUAUUUUUUUCACCUUUCUCAGAGUAAUUUUGGUUUGAGAUACAGUCUUUUUUAAUGGACAUGCCAGAAAAUCUGGGGGCUACAUUUAACUGCUCCCUUUAAUGCUGCCACUGCUUCUGAGAACAUCCAGAAAGGCUUUUUCUUAAUCUGUUAAUCCUUAGUCUUUUAGGGUCUAACUUCUAUGAGUAUGAGCGUUUGUGAUUCUUCAUUUCAGUCUUCAUGACGGUGCUAACCACAUGUUACAGUUGUUUAUGUCUGUACCUGCUACACUAGGAGCUCUUUUGAGGGAAGGAAACUUGUGGGCCUGACUUCUCCUAUUCCCAGCAUUUUGCUCAUGGCAUAAUAGUUACUCUGGAAAAGCCCCUGCUGCUGGGAAAGAUUGAGGGCAGGAGAACGUGACAGAGGAUGAGAUGGUUGGAUGGCAUCGCUAACUCAAUGGACAUGAGUUUGAGCAAACUCGGGGAGAUCCUGAAGGACAGGGAAGCCUGGCGUGCUGCAGUCUGUAGGGUCACAAAGAAUCAGACAUGCCGUAGCAACUGAACAAUAGUUGCUCAGUUCCCCUGUAUGUCUGUUGUAAGGGUUAGUAAUAAUUCCUCUUGUAUUGUAGUCUGAAGUAUGUUUUAAACAGAUUUCCUAAAGUUAGAACUGACUGAGUGAAUCUACUCAUCAGGAAGUCAUUUGAUAGUUUUAGAUACUUAGGUAAUUGAGAUAGUUGUACUCAAUAUCCCUCAUACUGAAUUUCACAGAAUUUUUUAUUUUUUAUUAAGACUUUGCCAGAAAGGAACUGGGUUGUAAGUAAAGAGACUCUCUAAUUCUACCGUCAGCUCCCCUACUUACUGUCAAAUGAGUUAAUUUUAUGUGCCUUAAUCUGCCCUGCCUACAGCAAGAGUGAGGUAAGGCAUAUCUGGAAAUAUUUGUGGUUUGAGUAUUUCAAGUGAAGAUGAUUCUGCUUUUAACACAUAGUAAAUAUUGUUGCUUUUCAUUUGUAACUUUGCUCCUGCUUUCUAUAUGUGUAUCCAAAUACCCAUAGACAUAGUUAUGAAUGAAAACCAACAAUGCCCUAAUGUGAUUUUUAUUCAUAGGAUCAUAGCUCACUAGAAUACCUGUGAAGGAAGUGACUUCAAUCUGUUUGAAAAGACAAGUUCUUUGUAAUAAAUUAACAUUGGCCUGCAAAUAAAGAACCAUCUUUUUUAAUUGGUACAAUAUAGGCUACAACUUGGGCUUCCCCUGUGGCUCAGCAAUAAAGAAUCUGCCUGUGAUGCAGGAACCACAGGAGACAUGGAGUUUGAUCCCUGGGCCAGGAAGAUCGCCUGGAGGAGGCAUGGCAACCCACUCCAGUAUUUUUGCCUGGAGAACCCCAUGGACAGAGAAGCCAGGCAGGGCUACAGUCCAUAGGUCGCAAAGAGGUAGACAUGACUGAAACGACUUAGCACGCAUGCUACAACUUUCACAUCAUCUUAACUCAUCUCAGGGAGUUAUUGAAUGUUAAUUAGGCUAGCUUAAUUUUUUGUUUUGCUUUGAGUUUUUCUUUUGUCUUCAUGUCAUAAAUUUGCUCCUGUGUAAGCUAAGUAUCUAUGGACAGUUUAGGCAUCUAUUCACACAUGUCUAACCCAGCGAAAUUAUGAUGUGAAGAUGAUAACUUCCUUUCAGAUAAAAUUGACGGUAUUCCCAGUCUUCAUUGUUGGUCACCUGAUUCUCCCAUGGUAACUCAUGGGUGAUAAAGUUGCUCAGUCUGCCAGCUAAGAUGUUGGCAGUUCUAGGCUUCGUUGCUCUGUAGAGGAUUGGAUACUUCUCUCACGUCAUAGGUCUUUACGUUGGCCAGUGCUCCGAAGCAUUACCUGGUAUUAACAUGCUCGUUUCACUAUCAGUUGAUGUGUGGGGGUGUGCUAUCUAGUGUAUUAUUGUUAGUGUAUUCUCCUUAAUGUGAACAUGGCAGUUAUUUUUCUGAUAGUGCUGCGUAAAUAAUGUAUAUAAGCCCACUGGGACAAAUGGCAUGAUUGUGAGAUUAGUUGAACCUGUCUCUGUACUGGCUUUGUUUGAAGAAAGACUUCGUAAUUCUCUACUACAUUUUAAGUUCCUUGCCAGAGAGAUUGGAAAUUACUAUGUACUUUUCCCACUCCCACGGGACCAUGGUAAAAUACUGUGGUUAUCAAAAACUGAACAUAACUGUAGUUGUUAAAAUCGUCCCCAUUCUUGAGUCUAUUGAAAACGCUAUAGGAAGUUAACAUUGGUAAAUAUCAGUGACAAGAGAUGUAUGUUUGGGAUAUAUUUGUUUAAACCUCAAAAGGAAAAAUUAUCUAGGAUUAAGAAGGUGGACUAGAAUAUAGCUGACCAGUUAACCUAAUUAGCAAAACUUAGCUAGAGUUAACUUUCAGUUCAAAAUAAAGAGCUCGAGUUGGGUGUGGAAAAUUUCGCUCCUGGUAUAUAGAGGGGCAGCAGUCACUUUGAUGAGGGAAAAGGAAGUGCAGGUUUAACUCCUGACAUUAGUUGACUUAUGUGUGUGCUGCAGAAAAUCUAGGUUUAGCCAAGAAACAUAAAUAAUGGCAAGAAUAGUACAGGAAAGGUUGUAAACUUAGGCUAAAAUAAGAACUCUAGUGAAUAUAAUGAAAAGAGGUGGAGUUUAGAAUCUAACUUUAGAAUCUGGCUUUGGCAUUUACCAACCUGGGUGAAAAAUCAUGAAACUUCUCUGAACCUGUAAAAUAGAGAAAUCAUAUCAAGUAAUUUUAAGAAUGAAGUGUAAUUAUGUUAAAAGUCUGUUGAAAAAUAAAAUAUUAUUCAAAAUGGAAGGAUUAUUAUCUUUCCAGAAUAGAAUGGGGAGCGUUCUUUAAUCGUGUUCUUGUCCCAAGCAUGGGGUCUUGGGAGAAAGGGAACCUUGUCUGCUCACCUCCCAACACUCCCAUUUCCCCUCCAUUCGGUAUACUGAAAACACUGAGGGUGGGGCCAGUGGGCUCUGCAGUAAACAGCAAGACUUUUAAACCUGACAGAUUAACUCCGUUGUGGCAGGAUGAUAGGCCAGCCAGAUGGAGGACACGGGAGGAGUAUCCUCUACUUUGAGGUUAACAGGACAUGAAUACAAUUCCAUUGAAAAGUAAGAAAGUAAGUAAAAGUCCUACUCAUGAUCUUAGAGAGUCAGCACCAACCUGUAGAAACAGGAGCAUGAAUCUGACCACCAUUGGUGCUGUUAUGGUUAGAGAAGAGCAAUCCUGGUAAACUUGGGCAGUGAUAAUAAGAGAAAAAGGCUAUAAUAGAGGCGGAUGGAGCUACGGGUGCUUCAUGAAACAGCAUAAAUACAUGGGAAUGUUUAAUACUGAAAAAGGCUCAUAGAUAUGAUGCCGAGUAACGUGACUGUAAUGUUUUUAAAGCAGACUUGAAAACAUGACAAAACUAGUCCAUGUGCUUGAGGAAAAGGCAGAGCCUGUGCUAGAACAUGAACUUAGAGAUCACAGGAAGAGCCAGAACCGGAACCACACACUGUGAAAGCAGUAGGCAAAAUUAUAAAAGAAUCAAGGUUAUUUUUGUUAGAAAAUUUUUAGGAGGCAACACACAUAAUACCAUAGGUAGUUAUACAGAAAUUCUUGUGCUGUGUGCUCAGUCGUGAAGUCAUGUCCAACUCUUUGUGACCCUUUGGACUGUAGGCUGCCAGGCUCCUCUGUCCAAGGAAUUUCCCAGGCAAGAAUACUGGAGUGGGUUGCCAUUUCCUUUCCCAGGGAAUCUUCCCAACCAGGGAUCAAACCCGCGACUCCUGUUUCUCCUGCAUUGGCAGGUGGAUUCUUUACCACUGAGUCACCAUAACUAAAAAUAGUUACCAGCUUUCAAUAUUAGAGUAGCAUUGUUAUGAAUCUUAAGUCAGGCUUGUGGAAUACUAAAUAUUUCUGACAAAAGGCUAUAGGAGUCUGAAGCCAUUCUUAUCCUCUCGGUGUCCCCUUAGACAUAUUUACAAGUCAGAUGCCAUCUCUAGAUGGUGUCUCUAAAUGUGUCAUUCUUGGAGAGACAGGAGAAUGACUCAGGUGUCCUUCCGAUUGACUGGCGGGGACCUGUUCACUAUGAUCAAGCCUCACAUCGUGUUUUGGGUCUACACAUCGUUUCUAUUAUAGUUACUCUGGUUCUUUUUUAGUUUUAAAAAUCAGUAAAAAUGUGCUUGAUUUUCCCCUUUAGAAUGUUUUUUUCAUCUUAACUCUGUUAGUCUACACAACCAACAAAUUUGCUCAGAAUAACCAUCAAUGCAUGUAUCAUUUUUAUUAAAGUGUGAGGAGAUGAAAAAUCACCUUGACAAAGUCAGCAUAGAUCCAAGAACUGAUUGCUUACCUCACACAGGAAUAUCCUUUCACAAGCUCUUAAGUUUCUAAGUUGACACUGUUGGGAAGAAUUUAUGAAAUCAGUAAUGAAAUUCUCAGCAGCAUUAUUUUAUAAGCAGUGUGCCCUGAAUUUUUCCCCCAAUAUUUUAUUAUAAAAUUUUUCAAGCAUAUAAAAAAGUUAAAAUUUUAUAGUAUACUCACCACCUAGAUGCUAGUUAGCAUUAACUGUGCUUUGUCACAUAUCUAUCCAUCCAUCAGUUCACCAAUUCAGAUUGUUUCAGAUGCAUUUUAAAUUGAAGAAAUCUACACACUUCCUACUGAAUACUUCAGUCAUUAGCUAGAAUUCAGUAUUUGCUUGCAGUUUUGUUUUUAUUUAAAAUUAGCAUACAACGAAUGUGUAAGUCUUAAGUGUGUAUCUGCUGGGUUUUGGUAAAUCCAUACAGUGCUGUCAAAAUAUAAAAUACUAUUAAAAAAAUUCCCAUGUUGCCAUUUCCAGUCAGUCCUCUACAACCACAUCCUCCUCCACAGGCAGCCACUAUUCUUUGUUCUACCUUAAAUCGGAUCUUGUGUUCUAGAUCUUUGUGUAAAUAGAGCCACACAGCAUGUAUCUUUCUUGAAGGCUUCUUCACUUGCCAUGUUUUGAAAAUUUAUCCAUGUGGUUGUGUGUAUUCAUAGUCAAUUCCUUUUUUAUUGCUGAGUAGUAUUCCAUUGUAUGACUGUAUUACAGUUUAUUUAUUCAUUUUCCUAUUUAUAAAUACCUGGGCUGUUUGCAGUACUGGCGAUUAUAAGUGAAGCUGCUAUGGUUAUUCUUAACAUAAGUCUUAUGUGAACGUAGGCUUUCAUCUCUCUCGGGUGAAUACCUAGGAUUAGAAUUUCUGUGUCAUAUGGUAGUUUUGAAAGAAACUUGCAUAUCUUUUUUUCAAUGUGGUGUGCUGUGUCCUGAUUUUCAUAUAUUUUGAGUGUGUAGAAAACUGUAAACUAUUUUUAUGGCCCAUAAUCUGAAGUAUUAGAAGUGGAUUUGGAAUAGAAAUGGCAUUCUUCACAGUUGGCAGUUAGUGUUGAAGGACACAAAUGCCUGUCUGCCCAAAACAGCUCCCCAAAUGGUACCUAUCCCUGAAAUUUCAGUGUAACUCUUUGAAUGAUUAAAGUACUUAGCCAAGCAUGGUGAUUAUAUUAGCUAGAAGAAACAGCAUUGGUUUGUUACAUUACUAACUUUUGCCACCCGUUUUUAGUAGGCAAAAUAAGACUGAUAAUUGAACAGAAAAGAUUCAUUCUGUUCAAUGGGGAUGGAAGGGGUAUUAAAGAACAUGUCCUACUGGUUAGUCCCAGGUACGGCAGCGUGAAGAGAAGCAUCUGGACGGAAAAUCCCCCAAACGGUGGUCAAGAAACCAGAAAACGGGGUGGGGAGAAUUCUACCUCAGAAUUGUGCUUAGGAAGUAGAUAUGUUUUUGCAGGACAUUUUAGCCUUUACAAAUCAAAUCAUAUUUUCAAUAUUGUCUUUUUAUUCAGUACCACCCAGCUACAGUUAUUUCGCACCCCUAGUGACUUUUAUCUACUUUGUCUUACCCUUUCCACCUGUUCUGUUACAUAUAGCAGUUACCUGUAUAAGCCUGUAAAAUUAUAAUCAUAUGUACUUUUCCAGUGCUUGUGUUCAGAGAUAUUUAUGUAUGGUUCAUUCAAUCUUAUUUGAUUUUUAAGGGCUGGGAUAUUUGGCUUCUACUGUAAAUCCUAAUAAUGUUCCACACACAUUGUAAAUGCAAUAAAGAUGUUAAAAACUAA